AAUCUUUUUCAUCGAGUUUGUAACGGCAGCGUGGGGCUUUCCCACCUUUUUGUAAAGCAACUUGUGUCGCGCUUCUUUUUUUUGAGAGACCAAGAGCACCCGUUCAUUCGCACACUGAUUCAGACAAAAGUGUCACCACAUUUGCCAUCUUUUCUUGUUUCUUCUCAUGGCGGCGAGCCAACAAGAAUCACUGGUUUUUUGAAAGAAGUUGUUGACACGAUGGGGUUUCUGACAGCACGUUUUUCUUUGAAUUACCUUUGUGAUGUCAGUAAAAAAGCGCUCUAUCGCGAUUUAGUUGUGAGUGUUUUCCCUAUGCCCUUGUAUCGAGGUGUGUCCCAACAUGGCCACGAUGUGCUUAGACGUGUAAAAAGGAUGUGUGUUCCCGCGGCUGUUAAGACUUUCUUUUGUAAAUUACACACGAAUACCUUGCCAGUUAAGGUUUGGCUUAAAGAAAGAGGGAUCUAUGUGCCAUGGUCGGUAAAUUGCCUUCUAUGUAAAAAACCUGAGACUAUUGAACAUGUGUUUAUUUUUUGUUGGGACGCGGUAUUUUUCUGGGAUGUCCUCCAACGCACUCUAAAGAAAGAAUUACCUGUUACCCCAACAGGGAUACGUUUCCUUAGUGUGGAUAAUGAUAAUGAAGUCCCUUAUGACAUGAUUAUGUUGUUAGCUUUGUGCAGCAUUUGGAGAUCACGUAUGGCUGUUCGACAUGCUGACCUCGACGCAAAAGAAGUACGGAUAUAUUUCUUCAACCUUGUAAAACAAGUACAGAGUGUGUAUUUGAACUGUGAACCUGAGCCGGAGUGGACUAGUAUUUUAAAAUCACUCCUCGAAAUGCGUGAUUUUUAA
Ixodes scapularis (black-legged tick) is the source of this 846-nucleotide messenger RNA. RefSeq lists its product as uncharacterized. The record is from RefSeq and is a predicted model, not a curated record. The annotation marks the transcript as partial. Lineage: Eukaryota; Metazoa; Arthropoda; Arachnida; Ixodida; Ixodidae. The transcript has a single exon.